UCCCAUGAUGAACCGGGUGUUUACCGGAAGUAACUACGUGUUCGUUUUCGCGAUAGUUCAGGAAGCGUCUAUAAACAGCUACAGAAACCAGCAGGUUUUCGUGCUUUCUCUUGUCAAGGAGUUCUGCAAAGAGACUAGUUAGCUACAAGCUGACUCUGCUAGCAAGCACAGCGUCAGAGAAGAGGCACUAUGUUGCCGACCACAUCGCCACACAGCAAUGGUGCCCUCAGUCCCAGGGAUGCUGCACGCCACACGGCAGGUGCCAAACGCUACAAGUACCUGCGGCGGUUGCUGCAUGUUAGGCAGAUGGACUUUGAUUUUGCCCUGUGGCAGAUGCUUUACUUGUUCACGUCACCACAGAGGGUCUACCGCAAUUUUCACUACAGGAAACAGACCAAGGACCAGUGGGCCAGGGACGAUCCAGCUUUUCUGGUUCUGCUCAGCAUCUGGCUGUGUGUGUCAACAAUAGGCUUUGGUCUGGUGCUGGACAUGGGGAUCCUGGAGACUCUGAAACUACUGCUGUGGGUGGUCUUUGUUGAUUGUAUAGGGGUCGGUCUGCUCAUAUCAACACUCAUGUGGUUGAUCGUCAACAAAUACCUACGAAAACAGCCCAGCAGAAAUUUUGAUGUUGAAUGGGGCUACGCAUUUGAUGUUCAUCUCAAUGCUUUCUACCCACUUCUAGUCAUCCUGCAUUUUCUGCAGCUCUUCUUCAUCAACCAUUUUGUGAUGAUAAACUCCAGCUGGUUUGUGGGAUACUUUGUCGGGAACACUUUGUGGCUGAUCGCCAUUGGCUACUAUCUCUACAUCACCUUCUUAGGGUACAGCGCCCUGCCUUUCCUGAAGAACACGGUGGUGCUGCUGUACCCUUUCGCUCUGCUUGGCUUUCUCUACGUCCUCUCCAUCUCUCUGGGCUGGAACUUCACUAAGGGUCUCUGCUCGUUUUACCAACACAGAGUCAAGUAAAACCAGUUCGUCUCUGAGGCGGGGCACUAAUUGCCUCCAGGCUGACUCCAAAUGUAUUUUUAACUCACAUGUAGGUGACAACAAAUCCAUCUCCAGUUGUCAGUCAGCAUCUGGUUGAGAAAGACUUGAGGUUGACUCUGAGUGAACUGGGACGCUGGUUGACUGUUGCUCGACUCUGGGUUGAUUUUCAGUUUGGCUCUUUUGUUGAGCUGGAGCUCCACAAUCGGUGAUCAGUGAUGUGUUUGGACAGUUGCAGGAACAAGGGGGCAGAUGAGAAGUUUUUACUUUGUUCUUUUUGUAUGAUUUGUAAAUAGUGCUCUGGCAGGUUGUAAUAUAAACACAGAUGUUUGUUUCUGAUUGUUUUCUUGGAAAAGACUGAAACAUCAACCUUAAUUAUUGAAGAGAAUAAGGAAAAUGGAGGAAUGUGGGAUGCAAACUUAUUUUCUUUUUUUCUUAAAGUGCACAUUUAAUAAAAUGUUUUAUUAAGUUGCCUCAGUUUUA
This is a messenger RNA of Monopterus albus (swamp eel), 1464 nucleotides long. RefSeq names its product unc-50 homolog (C. elegans) (gene unc50). Gene Ontology annotation, cellular component: Golgi membrane. The record is from RefSeq and is a predicted model, not a curated record. Lineage: Eukaryota; Metazoa; Chordata; Actinopteri; Synbranchiformes; Synbranchidae. The transcript is spliced from 7 exons. Bases 190 to 963 code for a protein of 257 amino acids.